CGUCAGUUUACCAUCGGCCGCGAAUUGCGAACUUCCUACUUCUCUAAAAUACUGUACUUAUUGCAUUAAAUGGCCCAUUACACACACGUUUUCAUAACACACAAGGCAGUAUGAACACAGAGCAAUCCGCUGAAACCCACUGUAGUGCAAAUAACUGUCCAGUUUCGACUCCGGAAGGGAACGACUUGCAGAAAGGAGCUUUGAAAAGAACUCCAUUCUCAAAGUUUAAGAGAGUACACACCAACUUCAAAUCACCUCUUCAAGUAACUGAGAGUGCUAAAGUUAGCCCCACAGAGGAGGUGGCAGAGCUACAGAGGAGAAGAGAGCAGCUGGACACAGAGAUAGCACAGCUGGAGGCUGAAGGAUACAGAGUAGAGGAGCUGGAGCAUCAUAUUGAUAUGCUGCAUGAAUACAAUGACAUAAAAGACAUUGGACAGUCACUCCUGGGCCGUAUUGCUGCUCUGAGGGGGACCACCACACGAGAUCUCUACAGCCACUUUGGUCUGGAACUUGAUGACUGAAAGAAAAAAGACUGGGGAAAAAAUGUAUGAAAAUACAGCGGUGAGAAUGGUAACUUAGACCAAGGGGAGAGGGGCACAAAGGAAAAAAGGAAAGAACUUAUUGAUAGGAGGAUGGGUUUAGACUAAAGAUGUGACUGGAGGAACUAUGUUGACCUCAACUGGCUCCUUCAGACAGAGGGGAGCACUUUUUUUUUUUUUAUUCUGUUUUCACCUCUUUACACAGAGAGAUUUAAUUUACAGCAAUGCGUAUCAUAUGAGGAAAACAGUGUUAGUCCAGCAGGCAGGCCUGAUAUUUGAAACAGUAAUAUCUAUACAAACUGUUAACCUAAGGCUGUGGCAGAAAACGUAUGGUUAAAAAUUGCUGCAAAAAUAUAAAUGCUAUUGAGACACUACCAACUUUGAAAGCACUUGCUUGUUUUUUACAUUUGAGCUUAUCUAAAUUGAGAAAAGGUUAUGCUUAAUGGCUGCAUAUGUCAGUUAUUACCCGACUUUUGUUUAUGUACAGAAAAGAGGGAAUGCAGGAGUGUCAACUUGAAGUGUAAAAUAAAAUACACCAGCUCUGAGUAUAACAUUUUGAAUGCUGAAGAUAACAUGUAAUAAAUAAGGCACUCAGACCACCACAGAC
This is a messenger RNA of Micropterus salmoides (largemouth bass), 1146 nucleotides long. RefSeq names its product DNA repair protein SWI5 homolog. Lineage: Eukaryota; Metazoa; Chordata; Actinopteri; Centrarchiformes; Centrarchidae. Gene Ontology annotation, cellular component: Swi5-Swi2 complex; Swi5-Sfr1 complex. The record is from RefSeq and is a predicted model, not a curated record. Gene Ontology annotation, biological process: double-strand break repair via homologous recombination. The transcript is spliced from 5 exons. The coding region runs from base 111 to 521 and encodes 136 amino acids.